Messenger RNA from Dentiscutata heterogama, 236 nucleotides. NCBI's taxonomy places the organism in Eukaryota, Fungi, Glomeromycota, Glomeromycetes, Diversisporales, Gigasporaceae. The record is from the annotation of a GenBank genome assembly.
CCAUAAUGAUAUAUGCAGCUACAACUGAUGAUUGUACUAAGUGUACGGCAGCGGACAACGACAUGCUCACUUGUACCAACUCUACUAAGGAAACGCUCAAUAAAGUAACACCAAAUCUUGCACUGAAAUGUACAUGCCAGCAAACCUUCAUCAAUGAAUAUGCAAGUUGCUUUAAGUGUCCAAUGGCAGUUGAAUAUUUAAAAGGCAAUAAAUCACCUUCUGUCAAUGGUGAGUAA